CCAACCCUCGCUUCUGGCCCCUGGGUUCCCGUUCUGCAUCUUUGCCCUCUCAUCGCCAGCAACAAGCCGCCGACACAAUGGAGUCGCCCUGGGAGGAACGCUGGUCAAAAUCCCGCGAUCGACCUUACUACUUCAACCGCCAAACAGGCGAGAGUCAGUGGGAUAAGCCCGAUGACUCUUACAAGCCCCACGUCAAGGCCGGGGAAGUGCGUGCCUCGCAUCUUCUCGUCAAACACAGGGACUCUCGCCGUCCGUCGUCGUGGAAACAAGAAAACAUCACACGAACCAAGGAAGAGGCCUAUGCAAUCAUUCAAGACGGCGAUCUUGGGUUUUUUGGACCUGGCGCAAUGCAGCCUGCCUUUGAAUCCGCCACGUUUGCCCUGCAAGUCGGAGAGCUCAGCGGGCCUGUCGAAUCGGACUCGGGCAUCCAUUUGAUUUUGCGAACGGCCUAACAUGGCAGCGGCAGCACAGCUUGUUGUCAAAGGCUGUAAUGGUCGGAAAUCCGAAGGGAUCGCCUCACUCUCAAUUAUCAAUAGUCCUCUGUCGUGAAACUUGUUUUGCGGUGCAACCUCGGUGUGCUAUCGGUCGGCGGUGCAUCGGCGAGGGCAUGACGGUGUUGAAAAGGACAGCUCUUGAGCACACCGCACGGCCGUGUCUGUCGGUUGGUGUUGGUGUGUGUGGCAUGGCCGUGUAUAUCUCAGAUCAAUGCCAUGGGCAACGGCAAUGGUGCGCCAUGAAGAGUCCAUGACUGUGCUGGUGGUCAUUGCCGACGGCGAUCCAGAUCCAAAUCCAGAUCCAAAUCCA
Molecule: messenger RNA, 804 nt
Organism: Polychytrium aggregatum
Lineage: Eukaryota; Fungi; Chytridiomycota; Chytridiomycetes; Polychytriales
Exons: 5
Coding region: 78-452 (124 amino acids)
Cellular component (GO): nucleus; cytosol
Molecular function (GO): peptidyl-prolyl cis-trans isomerase activity; protein binding
Source: RefSeq, a predicted model, not a curated record